CUUGUGUUUUUUUACAAAGCAGACCCUGCCAGUUUGACAACCGAUUUAAGAGUCGUAUGUUGAGAGAAGAAGACACACCAGCAGCAUGCCUGGGAUCUGGAUUGUGGUUUUGAGUUUUGGGGUUUUGUUGUGCGCUGUUCCUGGUUCCACUCAGGAUUCAUCAAAGACACUGUUUUUGAUCUCAGGUCCAGAAAUGUUGCAUGCUGGGACACCGACUCCUCUGGCUGUCACCGUCCAUGGUGACUUCUCUGGCAGGGUCGUCGCUGAAGUUACACACAGAAACACCAAAGUAGCCCAAACAGAAGCCUUCCAAGGAGGUCCGACCAGGAUCCUCACACUCCCUCCUAUUUCUGCGACCAUAGCCCACGAUUCCCGUUUAAACUUGACGGUGAAUGGCUACACUGGGGACACUCUCAUUUUCACCAACACCACUACCCUGAUCUUCAGCCUGAGGAAUGUCUCCACCUUCAUUCAAACAGACAGACCAUGCUACCAACCAGGCGAUACUGUCAAAAUCAGAAUUGUGUGUGUUAAGUUGGAUAAACAUCCGUACAAAGGCAGAGUGGGGGUCUCUAUACAGGAUCCCAGUGGGAUUGUUGUUGAGGAGUGGGAGUCCAAAGAGAAUCUGGGGAUUGUGUUGCGGGAAGUCAGUUUAUCACAAGCGCCUCUUCUUGGACUGUGGGUGAUCACAACCACAGUGAAUGGUGUUACUGACAAGACAGCAUUCACUGUGGAGCAUUAUGAGCGUCCUUUUGAAGUUCUACUAAAGACACCAUCACACGUCCUUGUAGGAGAUAAAAUCUCAGGAUCAGUUAGAGCACUCUUACCAAGUGGACAGCCUGUGCAUGGAACGCUAGCUGUGUCACUCUCUUUGGUGUCUGCUAUGCACAAUGCAGAAGCUCCAUUCAUGAAAACUAAAGAGAUAUAUGGGUCAACACAGUUUUCCUUUAGUAAAGACCUGCUUCAAACCCUUCACACAUCAUCAGAAAGCAACAAAAGCAGACAUGUACAUGUUGUUGCCUGGGUUACAGACAACUUCACAGGCUUUAAAGUGAACACAACAGUGGAAAUCCACCUAAUACAGGACAUACUCCAGCUUGCAUUCCAUGAUUAUCCAGAUACACUUAAGCCAUCUUUACUCUUCUCUACAUUACUAAAGAUCUGUAGAUAUGACAGAGAACCACUCAGCCCAGAAGACCUAAUGUACUCUGCUGUGAUUGAAGUCACUCAGAGCACAUCCAGUUUUGUCAUUGAAUCUACGACUCUGACAGCUCCAGUGUCUGAGGAUGGGAACGUCCAUGUUCAGAUUCAAUUACAGGAUCAAGUAGAGAUACUUUUUAUUCAGGCAAGAUACCAGUCCAGUAAGGAGACUCUGAGGAUCUACAAAAACCACUCCUCUCCCAGUGACUCGUAUAUUCAGAUCUCACAAAUGAAGAUCUUACCGGCUCAGAUUGGAUUGCCUCUUCAAAUAAACGUGGAGAGCACCUAUCAACCAACAAAUUUUCACUAUGUGGUAAGCUCCAGAGGCCAAUUGGUGGCUGCUGGGACAAAGAAUUCCCUCGUUUUUUCUCUGACACCAACAUUGUCCUGGUCCCCUGAGGCUUUUGUCACAGUCUACAGCAUCCUCUCUGACGGAGAGGUCAUCAGUGACACAGCACGUGUGCCCGUCAACCAACACAACCAUGUCUCCAUCAGCUGGAGCAGUGUCAGAGCUCAGCCUGGUGAGCAUGUGUCACUCACUGUGAUGGCCCUUGAACCAGGGUUCCAGGUUGGAAUUGUUGUGAUGGGGAUGCAUGAUGACGCUCUGCAAGCUGACCUCGACUUAAAGGAGGAGCAAGAAUGUAAUAUAUGGAUGAUGACUAAUGGCAGACUUGAUAAGAAAAAUCAGCCCAAAGGACCUCAAAAUGAUGAACGUACCUUAAUGGUGGAGAAGUACUGGAGCCAUUGGAGGAAUACCAGUGAAUCUCUGCUGUGGUUAGACUCGUAUGUAAGUGAUAAAACGUGGACCAGUGGGGAGAUAACAGUGCCAGAUGGUGUUACUUCUCUGACAGCUGUUGCACUGGUGAUGUCAGAUAAUCUGGGUUUGGGCUUCACUCACAUGCCACAAAAGUUGAUUGUGUCCAAAGAUUUUUCCUUGUCACUGGAUGUCCCGUCACACCUCAUCAGAGGGGAGGAGAUUGUGCUGGAGGUGAAAAUAAUCAACCAUUUAGAGCACGACUUAGAGGUUAUCCUGCUUCUAGCACAGAGUGAGGCCUUUCAGUUUGUUUUGGCAGAGAGAGGAGAUGUCUCUACUCUUAAUGUGAAAAAACUCACCUUAGGGAGUCAUGUAUCUGCUGUAGCACUGUUCCCAAUAAGGCCUGUGGCUCUGGGUGAGAUGGAAAUAUCUGUGGAUGCCAUAUCUGUGGAUGCCUCUGACAGCCUUGUUUGGAGAGUGCUUGUGAAGCCUGAGGGAGUUGAACAGUCCUAUUCAGAGAGUCUUUUCCUGGAGCUGGCACCAGUGAAACACAACAACUCCAGACCCGUCUCCUUCUCCUUUCCACCAGAUGUGGUUCCAGGCAGCCAGAGGGCCCAUGUGGCACUGGUUGGUGAACUCCUGGCCUUGUCCAUCAGCAACCUCAAUUUGCUGGUCCAGCUGCCUCUUGGUUGUGGGGAGCAGAACAUGAUCCACUUUGCUCCCAGUAUUUAUGUUCUCCAGUAUCUGGACAAGUCCAACCACGACGACAAGGAGAUCAGGAGCAGGGCUCUGGGCUACAUGAAGGAGGGAUACAAGAGACAACUGUCCUACCAGCGAGAUGAUGGCUCGUUCAGUGCGUUUACAUCCAGCAGUGACUCUGGCAGCAUAUGGUUGACAGCCUUUGUUCUGAAGUGCUUUCUCCAGGCCCAGCUCUACAUGCAGGUAGACCAGAGUGUCCUGAGCAGGGCCAGGACCUGGCUCUUGAAACACCAGGGGCCCCAGGGAGAGUUCAACGAAGUGGGCAGGUUGAUCCACACAGAGAUGCAGGGAGGACUGGACGGUGGUUCAGUGGCACUCACAGCCUAUGUUCUCAUCGCACUGCUGGAGGACGAGACAUAUGCUGCCAUGUACCCAGAGAAUGUGUCCCUGGCCAGUACGUACCUGGAGGACAAGGUGUCCAGUGGAGUGGUCAGUAACUACAGUCUGUGUCUGGUGGCCUACGCUUUAACUCUGGCUAACAGUCCUGUAGCGGUGGCUGCCCUGACUGAGCUCAGCAGCAGAGCUGACUACAAAGAUGGAGUCAUGAUGUGGCGAUCCCAAGCGGACCUGGAAUCACAUGGUGACUGGCAGCCAAGCUCAGUGCAGAUCGAGAUGGCCUCCUAUGUCCUGCUGGCUCUUUUUAGCCGCGGCAGCUUCGUGGAGGGUAUCCCUCUCAUGAAAUUCUUAAGCAAGCAGAGAAACUAUCUGGGAGGCUACGGAACAACACAGGACACAGUAGUUGCCCUCCAGGCUCUGGCUUACUACGCUGCCUUAAGUGGUGCCCACUCCAUUGAGCUCAGGCUAAAUAUAUCCACCUCAACAUCUUCAGCUGUGUCACUAUUUAGCAUCAACUCCUCCAACUAUCGGACAUAUCAGACCCAGGAGAUUAAUGCUGACAAAGAUACAAGCCUGAAUAUAUACAUGGAAGGAAGAGGAUUUGCAGUGUUUCAGCUGAAUGUCUUUUACAACGUGGAGAGUGAAGCAUUUUCACAGAACCUCCAGCACACUCUGGACGAGGAGGCUUUCUCAUUAGACGUGAAUGUUAGUGAGGAAACAGACCGCGCUCACAUGCAGUUGUCUAUAUGCACAAGAUUGAAGGACAAUCAGGUGAUAUCUCAAACAGGCAUGGUUAUAAUGGAUGUGGGCAUGCUCAGUGGGUUCACCCUCUCACCUGGAGCUGCUGCCUCAACAGAUAUUAUAAGAAAAGUGGAGACACUGCCUGACAGAGUUAUCCUCUAUCUAGAUUCUCUUACCAAGUUGGAGGUAUGCGUCACACUUCCAAUCAUUAGAAAAUACAAAGUGGCCCGUGUACAGGAUUCUGUGGUGCAGGUUUACGACUACUAUGAACCAAAGAGAAAAGCAACAAGGAUGUACAACUCGAAUGCUCUGCACGACAUGAACUCCUGCUUCUUCUGUGGUGAGGACUGUGAUCUCUGUAGGCCAGAAAUGAUCAUAGUGUCGUCCCCGCUGUCAUCACACUCAGGAAAGAGGUCCACCUACAACUUGAUUUGGAUUCAUUUGUUUCUUGGAGUCAAUGCUUUUUUCAUGUAGUCUAUUUAUAACAUAGAAAAAUGAUAUUUAGACAUAGUAAAUAAACUCAGAGUGACAUAAUCUCAGCAUGCAUACAAGUUGAUAUACACUGGUUGCAAUGUGAAAUGUUUCUUUUUUUUACAAAACCUUUUUUAUGACAAAUGAUUGUAAUAUUUAGAGGGCUUUUUUUUCAUGCUGCUCUUUUGGUAAAUGCUCAUGUCAUCCACUGUUUAUGAUGAUUUGUUUGUUUUGUUUUGUUUUUGGAUAGAAUGUUAGUGAGAAAUUACUUUUCAAAUCUCAAUAUCAUAUUAAUAUGUUUUGUACAUACAUUUUGGUGUGAUACACUACAAAACAAAUAAAACAGCUUUAUGAUUCUGAAACCUGGUAUUCUCUAUCUGAGUCUACGUGCUGACUGGAAUAGAGUUGGAUGAAGAACUCAUGUGCAGUCGGCAGAAGAACAAAUGAAAUCGAUUUCUCUGUUCCACAUGCGUCCUCUUGACGCCAACUUGGCCGAAACAGCAGACAUGCUAAGCUGCCUGAAGCAAUAUAAAGGCUAAAAUAAUAUUUAUUCUACAGCUCUUUUGUACUUCCCAGCAACUUUUGGGUUGCAUAUGUUUUUCCUCAUGUUGAUUCAUAACAGUCUUGCAAAAGUCAACCAGACCUCACUGAGUUACGGUGUCAAUAUGUGGCACUGUGCCUUUCUUACCUCCUCUGCAACAAAGCUGUCAGCCAGAGGAAUUCACACUGACCUGUAGUCGUGUGCAGAGGGAGCACACAUGUCCUCACUGGAGAGUAAUCAGGUUUGACAUUGCUGGCAUAUCAUGAAAUAUGGAUGUUGUUUUAAGAUUUCAGCCUACUGUGUUCGGUUCAUGGCAUGUCACAUAAUAUUCAA
Messenger RNA from Labrus mixtus (cuckoo wrasse), 5135 nucleotides. RefSeq names its product CD109 molecule (gene cd109). Gene Ontology annotation, cellular component: extracellular region. The record is from RefSeq and is a predicted model, not a curated record. Lineage: Eukaryota; Metazoa; Chordata; Actinopteri; Labriformes; Labridae. The transcript is spliced from 32 exons. Gene Ontology annotation, molecular function: endopeptidase inhibitor activity. Bases 86 to 4264 code for a protein of 1392 amino acids.